AUGGCGGACCCACCCACGGGAGGGCCCGAGCCCUCCCCCACAAACACGCAAAGAGGGGCACGGCUUUUCACACGGGAAGACUUCGAACCGAUUGUGCCUCGAAAGAGAAGAAGCCCUCGCAAUGGAAAUGAAGCAACUGCCAUUGCGUACUCGAAUCCCGAGUUUGCAGGUUCCGAAGACAAUAACGGACGAGUGACGACCAAAGAGGUCCGACAGCUCAUCAAUAGCCUAAAGGAAAUUAUCACCAACCAAACCACGGUCAUCGAGUCCACCAAGGCCGAGAUCCUUGAGGUCAAACACGACCAGAAUGUCCUCCGAGAUCAGAAUGAAAAGCUUCACGAAGAAAUCAGAGCUCUGCGAGAACGAAUCGAAACCCUGACACCAGCAUCCUCAACCAGAUCGUGGGCGGCAGUAGCAGCUGGUGGCGGCAGUGGCCUCACCCAACCGAGCCACCAACCGCCCGAGAGAGAACAGAGCUGUAUCCGAAUCAGCACCCAGAGAUCGCUCGUGGACCCAAGAGACAACGACACUACUGACGGGAACACCUUCGGCCGAUACCUCCCCACCGAGGUCGCCAAUACCCACAUCCGCACCGCGCUGCAGAAUACCCCUACCACGCAAGACACCCAGGUCGCCGGCAUCGGAACUACCAAAACGGGUUAUGUAAUCCGCUUUAAAGACCCAGAGUCGGCUGAAGUGGCCCGCAACAACACUGAAUGGCUGAGCGAACUAGGGAAUAGCACAAAGCUGGUCAAGCCACGAUUCGGUGUCAUGGUACACCGUACUCCGACAGGGGACUUCGACCUGGAAAACGCGAGCACUCAAGCUAUUGCGAAAAUUAUGGAAGAAAACGACUUAGUGGAACAAGGUUUCCAAAUCGAGGAGUUGGCAUGGCUAAAACGGAAGGACAAAGUGUUAGGGAAGUUUGCAUCACUCGGUAUCUGGUUCGACUCUGCAGAGGGAGCCGAAUACAUGCUCAACAACGGGCUCGUUGUCGACCAAAGAUACAUCGGCAGCGUACAACGCCGCGAGAUCAAGAAGAAGAGGUGCUUCCGGUGUCAACGGUUCGGCCACCUUGCAUGGUCGUGCAAGGAAACACCACGGUGUGGGCAUUGUGCGGGCCAACACGAGAGACAACGAUGCCCCCCAGGGUUGAACAUGAUGAAAUCGGGACCAAGAAUGGAAGCACUCAUCAACAGGAAAUGGAUAGCGAGCUUCAUGAGUGACCGACACGCCAACAUUGGAUUUGACGACUUCCGUACCGAGACACAGUCGCUAGAGAAUGCAGGUCUAGCGCAAGGGUCGCCACUCUCCCCCAUCUUAUUUGCAUUCUUCAACGCCGACUUGGUCGACCAGCCCGUCGACUCCCACGGAGGCGCGUCAGCAUUCAUUGACGACUACUUUCGAUGGAGAGUGGGGCGCUCGGUUGAAGAAAACUUGGUCAAAAUACAGUCCGAGGAUGUCCCUCGUAUCGAAGAGUGGGCGCGACAAACUGGAUCCUGCUUCGCGGCGGAAAAAACCGAGCUCAUCCACCUCACCAGAAAGAGGGGCCAGCACACGGAAGGACGAAUCAUCUUCGAUGGAGCCGACGUCAAGCCGUCACCUACAGCCAAAUUGUUAGGGGUGGUGUUCGACCAGGGACUUCGCUGGAAGGAACAUGUCCAGCAGACCAUCAAGCGCGCCACCAAAACAACAAUCGCUCUGAGUGGACUACGACAUAUGCGCCCCGAACAAAUGCGACAGCUUUACCAAGCGUGCGUUACGCCGGUAGUGGACUAUGCAUCGACGGUCUGGCAUGACCCGCUCCGGGACAAGACUCACCUGCGACACUUGAACACUGUCCAGAGGGCGUCACUGAUCCGGAUUCUAUCGGCAUUUAGAACGGUAGCAACUAUCACGCUAGAAAUCGAAGCCUACAUACUUCCUACCCACCUCCGUCUACGCCACCGAGCGCAGCGCACUAUCGCGAGACUAUACACUCUACCUCGCGACCAUCCCAUUUGGGGUGCUCUGUCAAGAGCCCAGAAUCGAAGGAACCAAAGCCGAAGAGGCCACUUGGUCCACAGCUCCGCAGAUCAUGUCGGAUCAUACGCCCGCUUCCCAUUAGCAGAAGCGCUGAAGACCAUGGACGUCGACAGGCUCAAUGAGCUGGAAACGAUUGACCCACGCCCGCUGCCCCCGUGGCGCCCGGACGCCUUUACGGAGAUCGAACUCGAACACGACCGGGAAACAGCCAGAGAAAGAGCAGAGGUUGCGGGCAACAGAUCGGAUAUUGUCGUCUACUCGGACGCCUCCGGGCGCGAGGGUCAUCUAGGAGCCGCCAUCGUCGCACUCAACGACAAUGAUGAGGUGACGGAAUCUCAACAGGUGCAGGUGGGGUCGAUGGAACGGUGGUCAGUUCAUGUGGCGGAACUUAUAGGCAUCUUCUGCGCGAUCAGCAUGGUGUUCAAAUUGGCUCACCAACGCGCAAUCGUUGGAAACCAAAGGCAAGCAACAGCAACAAUCCUUUGCGACAGCAGAUCCGCUUUACAAGCAACCCAGAACGUGAGAAAUAGAUCAGGGCAACGAAUCAUCCAUGCAAUCCUCCAAGCAGCCACCGAGGUUCAAGCAAGGCAUGUGGCCCUCCGCCUCCAGUGGAUGCCGGGACAUUGUGGAAACGUUGGGAACGAGGCAGCGGAUCGACUCGCCAAAGAAGCCGCGCAACCGGGCAAAACCCAUCCUUUCCGGCCGCUGCUGACGAGAGAGAACGCCUUCCUCCGCGGCAAGAUCCAUGCUCAGUGGGAGCAGGAGUGGAAUUCAAGCACCAAAGGCGCGCACCUACGGAAGGUGGACGGCGCGCUACCAGCGAGGCACACCAGAAAACUAUACGGGAACCUGCCCAGGAACCGAGCAUAUUUGCUCACUCAGCUGCGCACGGGCCACAACUGGUUAUCUACCUACGCCAAGAGACUCGGCUUCCGCAACGAUGAUCGAUGCGAGUGCGGCGCGCAGGAGACGGUCAGCCACGUGUUGCUGGAAUGUCCAAAUCUACGAGACUUGCGGACAGAAUUAAGAAGAAAUGUCGGGGACGCGAUGUACAGCGUGUCGAGUCUGCUGGGAGGCUCAAACGAAGGUGAGAGAGGUGAGCCAGACACCGUCUCAAGGGCGAAGACGGUUCAGGCCGUAUUGGACUUCGCCGAGGCGUCACAGCGGUUUCGCAGUCGUGCGCCACAAGGGCAGCCUAACAACGGGAGCGGCAAUGGGCCAGGGUAG
Penicillium griseofulvum is the source of this 3252-nucleotide messenger RNA. RefSeq names its product reverse transcriptase. The record is from RefSeq and is a predicted model, not a curated record. The coding region runs from base 1 to 3252 and encodes 1083 amino acids. NCBI's taxonomy places the organism in Eukaryota, Fungi, Ascomycota, Eurotiomycetes, Eurotiales, Aspergillaceae. The transcript has 2 exons. Gene Ontology annotation, molecular function: zinc ion binding; RNA-DNA hybrid ribonuclease activity; nucleic acid binding.